Molecule: messenger RNA, 1846 nt
Organism: Cannabis sativa
Lineage: Eukaryota; Viridiplantae; Streptophyta; Magnoliopsida; Rosales; Cannabaceae
Exons: 2
Coding region: 289-1671 (460 amino acids)
Molecular function (GO): glycosyltransferase activity
Source: RefSeq, a predicted model, not a curated record
UUUACUUGUUUACUUGUUUCCUUAAGCACAGAUCCAGACAGAAUCCCAUAUAAAUAAAUAUAUUCCUAUGAUGCCUUGCCAUGUGCACUACCCUCACCUCACCAAUCUUUGACCCGCGAAAACAAGAGACAGACACCAUUUAAUUGUUUAUUAGCAGCAGUCUCUGUAGUAGAGGUUCUAAUUAAGCCUCAAUCUCGAGGUGAAUUCUGUUUGCGCAAAUUUCGUAUUUACUUAACCACUUGUUUUUUUCUGGCCUCAAGGCUCAACCUAUGAUCAAAAAGUCAAACUAUGGAAAUCCAAAGCAGCCCCAAAUCCAGAGCACUUAGCAAAAGAAAGAGUAGUAGUAUUGCACGUCCCUCAACCAAACUCAUCAUUUCCAUAUUUUCAGUUAUCACAAUUCUCAUACUACUACGAAUGCAAUCUUCUUCCACUUUCUUUUCUUCUAAUGACAAAGUUCUAAUGUCGAAGCUCCGAGACUCGGUCACAUUCCAUCCACUAAAGGAUCUAAGGUAUGUCGAAACCGCCACCAUAGGGAACACUUGGUUCAUGAGCUCCUUAAACGACACUCAAGAGGAGGGCGAAGCAGAACACCUGUUUUUCCCUUCAGAGUCAUCAAAGGGAAGACUUCUGUGUAUCAAAGGAAACGACAGAAGAGAUGGUGGUAAGAAUUCAUACGCCCUGGCAUGGCCAGAAAGUCUUCCUGACUCGGCAACACUCUUAACGGGUUUGACUUUUGUCUCUGAUACAUACUACAACUAUGAAAAUCUCUGGCAUGGAGUGAAUGCAAUAGCUCCUUUUGUUGGGUGGUCCUUAAAGAAUGACUGCUCAAAGCCAACGAGAUGGAUUUUGUUCCACUGGGGUGAGUUUAGGCACAGAAUGGGCAGUUGGGUUCAUAACAUAACUCAGGCCAAUUUCGGAGAAGUUGUAGUUGAAAGCUUUCCAGAGGGAGGAGGAGGAGAUGGGGUGCAUUGCUUUGAGAAGGCUGUUGUGAUGAGACACAAUGCUGGUAAAAUGGGUAAAAAGAGGAAGCUUGAGGUGUUUGACUUAUUGAGAUGCAAAGCCAGAUCGUUUUGUGGUGUUAGCCAUGGUGGCAGGGGGUUAGAGGUUAACAGAAUAGGACAGCCUGUCGUACGGUUGACUUUGUUGAUGAGAAAAGGUUCGAGAUCAUUCAAGGAUCCAACGGCUGUGAUUACUGUUUUUGUUAGGGAGUGUGCCAUGGUUCAGGGAUGCGUUUUGGAGGUGUCCCAAUCUGAUGAAUUGAGCUUCUGUGAUCAGGUGAAAGUGAUGAGCAAUACCGACAUUGUGGUGUCACCACAUGGAGCACAGUUGACAAACAUGCUGUUCAUGGACAGGAACAGCAGUGUAAUGGAGUUCUUCCCCAAGGGAUGGUUAGAGAUGGCUGGUGUUGGACAGUACGCGCAUCACUGGAUGGCAGACAUGUCCGGGAUGAACCACGCAGGCUCCUGGUGGGAUUCAUUGGGUGAAAAGGAAUGCCCUCAUCCAAAUAACAAUCGAGAGUGCUUCAAAUUUUACAAAGAAGGCCUUGUUGGUCACAACGAGACCUACUUCGCUGACUGGGCAAGAACUGUCCUCACCCAAGCCAGGGCUCGAAAGCUAGAAAUGAAUAAAGUUAAGAGUUCGCACUUAACUUCCAAUAUUUGUACUUGCUAGUUUUGUUGUUUUCUUACCUUCAUUUUAUACCCCUACCUAUUCUCAACCCAAGACUUCAGAAAUCCAUAAUUCCAAUGGGAAUGUAAAUUAAAAAUAUUCAGUAUUAAUGAUAAGCUAAGCUCUCCAGCAUAGUAAGUUUUUUUUUUCUUCAAAUUAUUGAAAACUAGUAAAGCGC